AUGGCUUUUCGAUGUCGGGGGGGCUAUGAUGGUGCGAUCCACUUUUGGGGCACUCAGGGCUCCUCCUCGCCCAUCGAAUCCCUUCCCUUGGCCCAUGAAGGACCUGUUUGGUCCUUGGCUUGGCAUCCUUUGGGACACUUGUUGGUGAGUGGAUCCAAUGACUACUCCACGCGCUUUUGGUCUCGCGCGCGGCCGGGCGAUCGAGCCUUCGAGCAGUUCCUGCCCAAGCGCGUGGGGGUGAUCCCCGGCGAAGCUUAG
This is a messenger RNA of Durusdinium trenchii, 258 nucleotides long. The record is from the annotation of a GenBank genome assembly. NCBI's taxonomy places the organism in Eukaryota, Dinophyceae, Suessiales, Symbiodiniaceae.